Molecule: messenger RNA, 486 nt
Organism: Lasiosphaeria miniovina
Lineage: Eukaryota; Fungi; Ascomycota; Sordariomycetes; Sordariales; Lasiosphaeriaceae
Exons: 3
Coding region: 1-486 (161 amino acids)
Source: RefSeq, a predicted model, not a curated record
AUGUUGGAUCUCCAACCACCGUUCACAAACCUUCAGCUCGUUCAGCGAGUCGACAGCUGGCCAUAUUUCACCAAGGACCCUGAGGCCUACAGAACGCAUAUGAAGGAUUACCACUACUUUCUCAUUGAUGGAUACGACAAGCCGUUCGGAUAUGUGCAUAAUCACUUCUCGGAAGUUGCGUGGCCGGAAUACUGGGAGAUCGACGCGGAAAAGCGCUUCUUGACGCUGCGCGCCGCCGGCGCAUCGGACUUUAAGACGCGCAGCGAGCACGUCUUGAAUCUUGAUGGCUGCGGCGUGGACAUGUUUGGCAUCGUUAACUACUCGGUUCAUUUAAUCAGCUGGGUUAUGAAUGCCGAGGGGAUGAAAAUUUGGGUCCCGCGCCGAGCCAUGACCAAAAUGAGCUUUCCAGGCAUGCUGGACAACACCGUCGGAGGCAGUCUGGCUGCAGGGGAGAGGCCAAUCGACGGCAUCGUCCGAGAAUGCUAA